GCGCCUCUCUUUCGCUGCUCCAAUGCAGCCGGUACCCACCACGAACUCGCCUGCUAGAACCAUCCUCGCGCAUAGCAGCCUGUACACACAAGUACUCUCAAAGGCAGCAGCAUCAAACUGAGCCGGCGCCUGUGCUUGAGCAAUUUGUUCUUUUUUCCCCAUCUCCACGACGGUCGCUUUUGCUUCACAUCCAUCUCCUCCCUUGACAGAGCCGAGCCCUCGGCGGAACGAUAGAGAAACGAGCCGGAAAAGAUGGCGGAAGCUCCCAAGCCCAGCAGCAGCGUCAAGCUGGUGCUCCUCGGCGAAGCCGCAGUCGGAAAGUCAUCUCUGGUCUUGCGAUUCGUCAACAACGACUUCCAGGAAAACAAAGAGCCAACCAUUGGUGCGGCGUUUCUGACGCAAAAAUGCAAUCUCCCCACCCGGACUAUCAAGUUUGAGAUCUGGGAUACCGCCGGUCAAGAGCGGUUUGCAUCUCUGGCCCCCAUGUACUAUCGAAAUGCCCAAGCUGCCCUUGUCGUUUACGACAUCACCAAGCCUACAUCGCUCGUCAAGGCCAGACACUGGGUCGCUGAGCUCCAACGACAAGCUUCACCCGGCAUCGUCAUCGCCCUAGUGGGAAAUAAGCUAGAUUUGGCUGGCGAAUCGCAGAGCACAAGCGACGAAGGCGAGGGCGAAGACGGCGGCGAUGCCCGCAAGGUGUCAACAGAAGAGGCUCAGGCAUAUGCUGAAGAAGAAAGCCUGUUAUUUUUUGAGACAAGUGCCAAGACCGGCCACAAUGUCACCGAAGUUUUUACAGCCAUUGCAAAUGCGAUCCCGGAGACGUCCCUGAAGAGUGCCAGAGGUUCCGGCGCAGCAGGCACGGCCAACAGGGCCGGAGAGGAGCAGAGAGUGAAUUUAUCAGGACCCCGGGAUGCGGGUGCAAAGGACGGGUGUGCCUGUUAGAUAAGGAGCUGUUUGAUUUGUUGUACGAGGCACAGCCAACCAUGAUGUUGUUGCUGUGGUGCUAACGCUACUGCGCUACCAUAAGAUGAGGUCGGAUUUGUUAUGGCAUGCCAUUCGGGAGUCAGAGUCUUGCGUUUCGGGAGUCAUUCAUGUGUUUUAGCUUCGUGCGCCAUAUCGUUUAUUAUUUUAGACGUCUAGUUUUUGCUACAAUAGUACCUUGCUAACGCUUGCCUGGUUGUU
Messenger RNA from Trichoderma asperellum CBS 433.97, 1182 nucleotides. RefSeq names its product Vacuolar protein sorting-associated protein 21 (gene VPS21). The record is from RefSeq and is a predicted model, not a curated record. Lineage: Eukaryota; Fungi; Ascomycota; Sordariomycetes; Hypocreales; Hypocreaceae. Gene Ontology annotation, molecular function: GTP binding; GTPase activity. Gene Ontology annotation, biological process: vesicle-mediated transport.